Molecule: messenger RNA, 906 nt
Organism: Neoarthrinium moseri
Lineage: Eukaryota; Fungi; Ascomycota; Sordariomycetes; Amphisphaeriales; Apiosporaceae
Exons: 1
Coding region: 1-906 (301 amino acids)
Molecular function (GO): S-adenosylmethionine-dependent methyltransferase activity
Source: RefSeq, a predicted model, not a curated record
AUGCCUAAGGUCCCACCGCAGACUGAUACGCAUUUCUUCAGCGAGGUUGAACAGCACUGUAAUUUCGACGCACUCGUAGCUUCUGCCGUUGGCAAUAUCCAUUGCGCUUCUGAAAGCGAAAAGAGACGUCCAGACAUGGCUUCGAAAGUGACAGGAACCAGCAGCGCCGAAGGGUCGCAGAAUAUAUAUGACACUGCAGACUUUUUCGACCAGUAUAUCAAGUUGGACCGGCAGAAACUUGGCCUCGAGGGUGCUCCGGAAUGGCCUCGCUUGCGGGCGAUGCUACCAGACUCUCUAGAUAGUCUCCGGAUGCUCGACCUCGGCUGCGGUAUGGGCUGGUAUGCGCGCUACUUUGCUGAGAACGGUGCCGCCCACGUCCGAGGGAUUGACAUUUCCGAGAACAUGCUGGACAAGGCACGAGCUCUAAACAAGACGGAUGCCAUCGAGUACAUGAAGGCAGACUUGGAGGAGCUCAAACUGCCCGAAGGAGAGUACGAUGUCGUCUUCAGCGCAUUGGCGUUUCACUAUCUAGUCAACUUGCCGGAACUCAUCCAGGAGGUGUCCAGGGCGCUGAAGCCGAAGGGCAGGCUCGUUUUCUCAAUCGAGCACCCUAUAUACUUGGGGCCGACGAAAGGGGGCUUUGUCACGAUAGAAGACGGGCGCAAGAUCUGGCCGCUGGAUGCGUAUCAGAGGGAAGGGCUGAGAAUCCGGAACUGGUUUGUGGAUGGGGUCAGGAAACAGCACCGCACGCUGGGAACAUAUAUCAACCUGCUGCUGGACUCGGGGUUCGAGCUCACCGAUUUCGUGGAGUGGUGUCCGACUGAAGAAGAUGUCAAGCGGUCGCCUGGCUGGGAAACCGAGUUCAUCAGACCGACAUUCCUACUGGUUGGCGCAGUGAAGAAGUGA